AAUAACUCAAUUUUAAUAAAUAACCUAAAAUACUAUAUUAUAUCUCUAUAAGUUUACUUUAUAUCAUCAUACCUCAUCAUUCCAUUACCAUACUUAUUUUAAAAAUGAUUUCAGACAAUUAUUUAACUUAUCCAGAAAACAAAUUGCAUCAAUACUUUUUUGAUCAAACUACUGAUAAGUUAGACGUUUCCAAGUCAAACCAAUCGCCAACAGACCAAUUCGGAAAAACUGAGGAGUAUAUCAACUCCAGCAGUAUCAAUAUUCUCUUUGGAACCAAUAUCAAGUUCGAUGUUUCUCAGAUUAUCCAAGACCAUGAUUCACUUCCAGCUGCAGAAAAAAAUCUCAUCAAAAAUUAUGCUAAAUCAGAAGACAUUCAUGGUGCCUAUUACAUAUUAGGUGUAAUCUUUUGUUACUUCCCAAGAGAAUCCCUACAAGAGUUAAUGGACUUUGUUAGAUCAUUUUCUCGUAAGGGUUUUAGAAGUGCUAUUAUUAACGAGCUAGAUCAAAGAUUAUUAAGCUACAAGCAUUUUAAUGACCCAGAAAUUUAUCUAUUCCACCGUCUUUUCACCAACUUUACAAUGGAUUCAUUCCAGAGUUUUGGUUCAAGAUUCAGUUCAUUUUUAAAAGAAGAACAUUUGAUUACCAUCGAAGAUUUUGAUCCAUAUCAGUCCUCUAAUUUUUCACACUCAUCACCAGUUCCCUCUGAAUCAAGCUUAGAUUUUAACGUUAACGACUAUGUUUUCAAUAACACUCAAAGUGUUCAGGUUAUUUAUGAUAACCAGUGUGAACUUUUAUCUCCAAUGGUACAAAUCGAACAUAUCGAACAUAUCGAACAAAUGAAUCAAAUGAAUCAAUUGAAUCAAAUGACUCAAUUGGAACAAAAUUUUAAUUCAAUCGAUUCAACACCAAACUUUACAUCAACUAUUUUCCCAACUCCCCCAUCAUCCCCAUCAUUUAACCAAGUUGCUCCAUCUACACCAACCUAUCAAUUCUCCCCAUCACCAUCGUUUGAUUGCCUAUCACCAUUACAAUCAUCUUUGGAUGGGGAUUUUACUUCAGUCCCAGUUACCAAUAGUAUGGAUAUUACCAACUUUUUUGCAAAUAAUGUUGGGGCUUCUGCUCAACCAAGAGCCAGUGGUAAAUUGGAAGAAAAGCAAAAAAGAGUUACAAAAUCAUUCCCAAAAGCUGUUAUUGACCAUUCAUUCCGUUCAAAAUUAUUUGAAUUUGGUUUCACCGCCGAAGAUUUAGAAAAAGCUUCACACAAAGGUUCUGGAAAUUAUAUCUAUGGUGAAAAUUUGCUCUCUUCAAUCUCAAAUACAAUGGAGCGUCCAAUUCCACUUGAAGUUAGUACUGGCAGAAUUGCAAGAAGUGGCCUCAUUGUUCAAAUUCUCGACCCUGCUCUAUACCCAAAUGUCACUGCCGUACCAUCCCUUGUUUCCAGAAAUCCCUUAUCAAAAGAUUUCGAUUUCAAAAAAUGCGAUUUCGAUCAAAUUGAAGAAAAAUCUUAUCAUUUAACUUUCUCAAUUUUGAGACUUACAAAAACAGAAAAAAAUGUUUGCAUCAGACUUUGUUUAUUCUCCAAUGGUGUACAUUUUGACACUAUCACCACACCAAACAUUCGUUUCAGAAAUACUCCAAGUGAAUUUAGCCAUCCAAGUGAAGCUAUUGUCUUAAAAGAUCAAAAUUAUACACCAACCGACCAAUCCAACAUUGAUGAUGACUCUGUUGCAAAAGAAUUUAAAUCAAUGGAUAACUUUUUCAAGAAGGGUAUCAAAUCCACCGAAAGACAAUGUGCUAGUGAUGGUGAAACCAUUCAAAAACCAGGCAAACAAUUAGUUAUCGAAUUCAAAAACACUGCCACUAAUAAAACCUUCAAGGUUCCACAAGAUAUAUCAAAGGUUCCAGAGGAAGACAAGUGGAGAUUUGUUUCAGACAAAAAGAAUAAUAUCAUUAAUUUCCCAUAUUCAAACGUGGUAGAAUUUAAAUGUAUAAUUCCAAAGGGAACUUAUGACGUUACAUUCUUUUAUGAAAAUGUCACUAAAAAAAUUUCACCACAAAUUAAAAACUACAUAAUUAAUUAAUAUGCCAGUUUGCUCAGAAAUUAAAAAAAAAAAAAAAAAAAAAAUCAAUAGUAGUAUUACAUAAAUUUUACAAUUUUACAAAUAUUUUAAACUUUUUAAUUUUAUAAAAAUAAAUAAAUAAAUCAUUUUAAAGU
Messenger RNA from Dictyostelium purpureum, 2215 nucleotides. RefSeq lists its product as uncharacterized. Bases 105 to 2081 code for a protein of 658 amino acids. The record is from RefSeq and is a predicted model, not a curated record. NCBI's taxonomy places the organism in Eukaryota, Evosea, Eumycetozoa, Dictyosteliales, Dictyosteliaceae. The transcript has 2 exons.